Molecule: messenger RNA, 273 nt
Organism: Necator americanus (New World hookworm)
Lineage: Eukaryota; Metazoa; Nematoda; Chromadorea; Rhabditida; Ancylostomatidae
Exons: 3
Coding region: 1-273 (90 amino acids)
Source: RefSeq, a predicted model, not a curated record
AUGUUACUUAUCUCUGUACUAUCAUCACUCAUUCUGCUGUCAAAUAAUUCAAAAAACGAGUGCCUGUCACGCUGCAGCCCUCAUAUCACUUUACCUUGUUCGUUCCCAUCUCUUGAUCCCUGCAUGCAGCGGACAUGUAAACAAUUAUGCAAUGAAGAUAACGGUAGACCAAUGAUAGGAUGUUUCUGCAGAGGUUCUCUCGAAGGUCGAGGAAUGCGGACCUGCUUCUGUGGACCCACAAAAAACAACAAUUCGACUACAAUUAAAUUCUAA